Messenger RNA from Entelurus aequoreus (snake pipefish), 3557 nucleotides. It is a transcript of the gene ncam3, whose product is annotated as neural cell adhesion molecule 3. Gene Ontology annotation, molecular function: cell-cell adhesion mediator activity. Gene Ontology annotation, biological process: homophilic cell-cell adhesion; dendrite self-avoidance; axon guidance. The record is from RefSeq and is a predicted model, not a curated record. NCBI's taxonomy places the organism in Eukaryota, Metazoa, Chordata, Actinopteri, Syngnathiformes, Syngnathidae. The transcript is spliced from 16 exons. Gene Ontology annotation, cellular component: axon; plasma membrane. The coding region runs from base 159 to 2228 and encodes 689 amino acids.
UAUACUUUCAGACACGGACUCUCCCUGUCAUAACAAUCUGGAAAACAGAAUGACUGACCUCACAUUUUUUUAAUAGCCCUUCAAAAUUUGAUAAGCUGUCUGUGUAAAACUGCGAGUACAAAAAAAGAAAAGUUAGACUGAAAGGUAUUUUGGUGACCAUGGCAAAACAAACAUGUCAUAUCUACCUGGCUCUGCUUCUGCUGCCUCUGUUUGCAUUCAGCACAGAUGCCAAGAUGGACAUCAUCACCAGUAAGCAAGAUGUUCAAGUUGGAAAUGAGAUUUUACUAUUGUGUAAAGCUGGGGGCGAGGGAGAUAUAACGUGGCAAAAGAAUGGCAUGGUGAUUGAUGAAGAGAGUGUAUCAAAGGUGGACGAGACCUCUUCUAAACUGCUCAUCAGGAAUGCCACAGUGGAGGAUGGUGGCAAAUACACCUGUUUGUGUGAAUUUGACAGCGGACACCAGGAUGACGUUCAGACGGAGCUUUAUGUUUAUGACGGUCCUUCAUUUGGAAGCACCCCCACCUACCAUGAGUUUUUGGAGGGUACAGAUGGGAUAUUGCCUUGUCUGGUGUACGGCCAGCCGGCAGUGGAGGUUCGCUGGAUAUACAACAAGGAGCAGAACUCUUUUUAUGGAAAUAAUGUUGGCCAGCAGCCUGAUAACACACUCUUGAUUGAGAAAGUGAGGAGACAGGAUGCUGGGACAUACAUGUGCCAUGCCCAGAUAAGAGGAAGGCCCAUCUACAAGCAGCUUUCCAUAUCUGUUGUUGUCAAUGCUCCUCCUACUGUGCAUCUGAGAGAAGAGGUGAAGAAAGUGAUAGCUGGACCAGAAACCAACGUUUCCUUGCUUUGUUUGGUCGACGGCCAUCCUAAACCUAAUAUUACCUGGAACAUGCCAGUAUUUUAUGACCCCUCACAUCACAAGUACAACUCUGACCGCAGCCAGUUGACCAUAAGAUCAGUUGUCAGGAACGACUAUGGGGAGUACGUCUGUACCGCCACCAACAAGAUCGCUGAAAGCAGUGCUACCAUCAUGCUUCACGUCUUUGAAUCCCCAGAGGUGUCUUUGUCUGUCGAACAGCAGAACGUCAACGUGGGCGAGCGUGUGUCUGUGGCCUGUAACGUCUCCGGCCAUCCUCAGCCUGAACUACACUGGAUCAACAAGUGCAAUGGACAAACACUGGACUCUUCUUCUGGUCGUAUCAGUGUUGAGGAAGGUGUGUUGGUGAUUGAUGAAAUAGUGCCCUCUGAUGGUGGUCUGUAUUCCUGCAUGGCUGUCAGCGUCACUGGCAAUGCUUCAAGAGAUGUUGCAAUUCACACGCAGCCUGGACCACCUUAUUACCUAUCAGUGUCACCUGGACCUGCUUCAGUAUUCUUCUCCCUUACAACUCUGCCUGUCAGUGGGGGGACACCAAUCACAAACAUCGUUCUGCAGUGGAGGAAAAAUGCAGCCGAGCAAUGGAAGGAGAUCACAGUCCCAAAUGCUGACACUAUGGCUGUGACUUCCCUCGAGCCUUACACGUUAUAUACUGUGCGUUUGGCGGCUUUGAAUGCUGUAGGACUGGGACAAUUCUCAGAAACGCACACUGCUCACACCCAAGGAAUACGAGGUGAACCAGACAGCCCAGUAUUAUUGUCUGAUAAGAUGAAUGUAGGGGACAACUCAUUCUCUGUCCCCCUUAAAACUUCGAAUGAUGGCGCGACUCCUCUCCAGCACUACACUCUGCGAUAUCGACAGGGUAAAGAUGGGGCUGAGUGGACUGAGAAGCAACUGUCAUCCAACACUGACUCUGUCACUCUCAAAGACCUGACUUCCGGCUCUGACUAUCAACUAGAAGUCAUAGCAGUAAAUACUAAUGGUUCUUCUCUCCCUGCAACAUUCAACUUCACCAUUGCAGAACAACCUGUGCACAGCCGCAUGACCAAAGGCAGCGUGGUUGGCAUCGUCAUGGUGAUCUUCCUGGUGGUUUUCUUGGUGGUGGAUGCCACCUGCUGCUACAGAAACCGUUGCGGUCUGCUAAUGUACAUUGCUGUAAAACUUUUUGGACAGAAAGUUCCAGGCCUCAAAGUGCUUGAAGAAGGGGAGGGUACCACAAAAGGGGAUAUGAAGUUGAAUGGGAUGUCUACCCCCAGAGGUGGCAGACACCAUUCAGGAGUUGACAUAAACUCUUCUAAGGAAGGCGGACCACUCACAGAGGUCACCUGUGACAAAGCGUCUCUCACUAAACAAUAGAAAACACAACCAGACAGAAAUCUGCCCAAGACAGUCGCAUCAGGUUAACAACUGGAAGAAAAACUACAUACAACUGAUUUUCAAAGAGACGACAACUUCAAUCGAAACAGUCAACAAUGUUAAGAAAAAAAUGAAUGCUCGGUUCUUUCAUUGUUGGAUGGACAGCGAAGCGCGUGAGUCUCUAUAACAUAAUCUCAUAAUGAAAACCUUCUAUUUUGUACUAAGGCUGUUUCAGAUGACAAAUGAUACAAUAACAGUAUUAUAUGUAAUAUGUAUUAAUGUUCAUUGAAUUCGUCCAUUCACUGGGUGGUGGUGAGAUCGGUCUUUUACAGGGUAUUGAUGUAAUUUAUUUUUUAAAUUAUAGUGUUCUGAAACCGGCACAAAAGUGUUUUUUAAUGUUAUAAACAGGCCAAAAAUGUUUGUUUAUUUCUAACAAUAUACAUAGCAGCUAUUUUACCAUAACUGCAUGUCUGUGUUCAUUUGAUGUUUUCAUUCUUAUUAAUUUGAGAGUUUAUAUGAGCUGCUAUUUGCUGAUCUUCUUGUUAUGACAAACACAAGCAAACACCUGAAAUUAAACAUUCAUUGCAAGUACUUGUAUCAUACUGAGCACGCAAUAACAACAUAUUCAAACUCAGAUGAAGCAUUUUACACAGUUAUUCAUGUUUGUAAGGCACAUGAGUUAAUGAAGUACUGUACAUAUUUCUACACACGUGUGUUUGUUUGAAUAAUAAAAUAACACAAAAAUACACUUUGCCGUCUCACUUUAUGUUCUAUACUCACCCAUCCAUUUUCUACCGCAUGUCCCUCUCGGGAUUGUGGGGGGUGCUGGAGCCUAUCCCAGCUGCAUUUGAGUGGAAGGUGGGGUACACCCUGGGGAAGUCGACACAACACAGAUAGACAGACAACAUUCACACUCACAUUCACACACUAGGGCCAAUUUAGUGUUGCCAAUCAACCUAUCCCCAGGUGCAUGUCUUUGGAGGUGGGAGGAAGCCGCAGUACCUGGAGGAAACCCACGCAGUCACGGGGAAAACAUGCAAACCCUGAGCCCGGGGAUCAAACCCAGGACCCUCUAACUGUGAGGCACAUGCACUGACCCCUGUAGCACUAUGCUGUUCUAUGGGUGUCCAAAAUUUUUUCACUGAGGGCCGCAGACUGAACAAUCAAAGAAUUGAUGGUCGUUUUGAUAUUUUUCACUUUCGAAACUAAUACAUUGAUUUUUAUUAAAAAGAAAAUCAUCCUUCAUGUCAGCGUUGUGCUGUUAGCAUCAACAUUUUAACAUUUUAAUUAGAUUACACCUGUUUUGUCUUUCAUUCUGCGGGCCACCAA